AUGUUGCACAGUCGCAAAAAAGACAAGGAAAGCGAUGAGGCUAAUAGAGCAACAACAUCAAACGCUCACAAUUAUGUCCCGAAUUUUAAUGACUUGGAAGAUUCUGAAUUGGAUGAAAUAAUAAAGAAAAUAUUGAUGGAUAACAUUAAACAAAAAAAUGUUGAGGAAACAAUGCAGGCUCUUGAUCGAAGAAUGAAAAUUCAUUUGUGUCAACAACAAUAUCGUCUUCAACGAGAUGAUUUUGGAAAACAGGAGGGUCCCUCUUUUUACUGUGAACGAAUGAAAAAAGCGCUUGAAUCAAAAGAUGAUUUUAAAGAAUUGUUGCAAAGCUUGGGAGUUAUUUUAAGUACUCAAAAUUAUCCUUGGGUUGAAGAGUUUGGAAGAGAGGGAGGUUUUCAACUUUUAGUUUCAAUGAUGUCCAAAUUAUUGGUCAAAAUUGAACGUUUAAAAAGUGAAACAGAUUUGGGUACUACUGCUGCAGAUGAUUAUGUUUUUUGUUUAAAUAAAAUAUUGGAAAUAUCUAGAGCUUGUCUUAAUUGUGAUGUUGGUAUUCAUUUCCUUCUUCGCCCAAAUUCUCGUCUUUGCAGUAAAAUGAUUGAAGCGCUCUAUGUGGCUAUUGACUUAAAAUCUGAAAGAUCACACAAUAUUCCCAGCGACGUAAAACCGGAAAAACCACACAAUCUGCCGAUAUGUGAUCAAUUAAUUGUGUCUAUAUUAACACUUUUGGCAGUAAUUUCUUUUAUGGGAAAAGAUGAUGGAUUUGGACAAUCUGAAAUAUCAGGAAAUUCUCUCCUUAUAAAAGACAUGACAACAGUUGCAGAAAAGAAAAAUUUCAAUUCUCGUUUUGCUUGUAUUGUUAGAUGUUUACAUUUUAAAGAUAAACAAAUUACGUACAAAGCUUUGGUUUUUAUCAACACUUUAUUGUCAUGUAUUGAUGACAAUGAUUGGAGUGUUCGUAUGUUGUGGAGAAAUGAAUUGAUGUCUGCAGGAUUGAAACCUUUACUUCCGAGUAUUCGAAAAAUAGCAGAAAAAGAAAAUGAAACUAUUGGAUUGGCAUUUACUUCAUUCGAAAAUGAAUUGAAAGCUGAUUAUGAUGAACUGCUCAAUCGUUUUGAAAAUUUAAAAGGAGAUGUUAGCGAUGUUUCUGAUUGUACAAAUAUGCUAAUUGCAUCAUGUAAAAAUACAGAUUGUGAAUUCAUUCUUCAAGAAAUUUUUCUUCGUUUGCUUUUGGUUAAUGAUAGAAAAUAUAAAAGAGAAGUCUAUCUAAAAAUGUUUUUACUGUGUGUAUCAGAAAUUGCAUUUGGUGAUAUGGGUUAUGGACCGAAUUCAAAACAAUUCAAUUUUAGUAUUCCAAUAGAUGAUACUUUGGAAAAAAUUGAAAAUCAAUCAAACGAGCAACUCAAUAAACGACUUGAAUCAGCUAUACAGGACAAACAAGAAGCUUUUUCUGUUCAACUUCAAUAUUAUAAAAAAAUACAGGAAUAUCAAGAAGAGACUAGUAUGCUGAGAAAAUAUUUAAAAAACAAGGGUGACGCAGGAAAUGUUGUUCUUCCACCUGAAACAGUUUUUAAUUUGCCUGCUCCAUCAGAAUUAACAUUAUCAGAAUUGGAGAGAUUUCCUAAACCUAAAAGUGUCCAACCAUCAAAUUCUUCUUCAAUGCCUCCGCCACCACCGCCACCCCCUCCGCUUCCUCCAAAUUUGUUGAAAAAGGGGGGAGGAGGAGCUGGAGGUCCUGGGCCACCAGCACCGCCGCCACCACCACCAAAUUUAUUGUCAAAAUUUGGAAAAACUGCUCCUGGUGGUGGUCCACCUCCACCGCCAACACAGCUUUUGCAUAAUGUAGUUGAGAUACCUGAAUAUUUGAGGAAGAAAAAGGAAAAAAUUGCAGAAAUUCCGAUGAGAAAAAUCCCGUGGAAUGCAGCUAUUAUUAAACCAACCAACUUAAAUAAAGAAUCUCUUUGGGCGCAAAUCGAUGAGGAUGAAAUUGCUACUGAUGAUGUUUUUGAUUUUUUAAAAAUGAAGUAUUCUGCAACUAAUAAAAGUAGCACGACAUUAGCAAAUGAUACAACCAAAAAACAUUCAAAAAUGAAGAUUCCACUUAUUAUUCAAGAUCAAAAACAGUUACAAACACUGGCAAUUCUCCAAGGCUCAUGUAAAUUAAGCUUUAAAGAAUGGUAUAAUGCUUUGAUGGAAUUGAAUGAAACUGUGUUACAUUCCGAACUUGUUGGACAAUUAAGAAAUGCUUUACCUUCAACAGACAUUUUGAAUAGAUUAAAGGAUUGUUCGGAGGCAGAAAUGCAAAAUAUGCCUGAAGGAGAACAGUUUAUUGCAACUUUAUCAAAAAUUAAACAUUUACCAAUACGUUUGGAAGCUAUACAGCUUUGGCUUUCAUGGUCUGAUCAAUUUUCUGAACUCAAAUGUGGAGUAACAACAAUUGCGGAGGCGUGUGAGGAAAUAAUAAAAUCUCAUGGCUUAAAGAAUUUUAUAAAUCUUGUUUUACUUGCUGGAAAUUUUAUGGGAAGAGUAAAGAGUUCUGGUGCAGCAUUUGCUUUUGAAUUAGGAGCAUUAAAUAAGUUGGUAGAUACAAAAGAUUGUGAAAAUUCUGAAACACUCUUGCAUGGUCUAAUAUUUUUAUUUCAUAAAAAAUUUGAUGGAAAAUUUGACAAAUUUGUUGUUGAUGAUUUUCAUCAUGUUUCUAAAGCUUGUAAAAUUGAUUAUUUGGAUUUGGAAAAGUCUAUGAAUUUAUUGAAGAAUUCUGUUAAAAAGAUUUCAACACAUCUGGUAACUUACCAAAAACAAAUUGCUAAUGAUUGUUUUCAGUCAAAAAUAAGUAUUUUUGUGGAAACGGCACAAAAGGAUUUAUUUGUUAUUGAUUCGCUUUGGGAACAUAUGACAUUAAAAUGGAAAUCACUUGUAACGUAUUUAUGUUUUGAUCCGAAAAAAUAUCCAAUGGAAAGACUUUUUGGCGAUUUAAAUAAUUUUGUGUGUCAAUAUCAGAAUGCUUGGACACAAGUAUCAAAAUCUUUGUAUAAAAAAUCUGAAGGAGGACGUAAAGAAGCUAGUUCCAAAAUUGAUAAAAGAAGAAAACCUCUUCAUCAAAUUCAACCAGAAAUGGCUAAUGAAGUGGCUAAAAAAGCUAGGGAAAGAAUGAAAAGUAAUUUGAAUCAAAGUAUGGAUGGUGGGGGAGGAGGAGGUGUUAUUGAUAGAAUUGAACAAAUGCUUGUUGAAGGAAAAUAUAGGCCAGAUUUACCUGAAGGAGCACAGAGGAGGUAUAGAGUAAGAAGGAAAGGACAGCCAACAGUACAGGUUUUUUUUUGCAAAUUUUUUUUUAAUAUUUUUGGGACGAGGGGGGGGGAGGAAUUAAAAGGUUAA
Molecule: messenger RNA, 3372 nt
Organism: Meloidogyne enterolobii
Lineage: Eukaryota; Metazoa; Nematoda; Chromadorea; Rhabditida; Meloidogynidae
Source: the annotation of a GenBank genome assembly